GCGCGGAUGGCGCAGCCAGUGGUGGAGGGGCACCCGUACCGGCCGCGGGAGCUGCGGCUGCCCGGCUACCGCGGCAACGAGAGGCCGCUGUGGAGCCUGCUGGCCUUCGUGUUCGCCGGCUCCGGCCUGCUGCUGGCCGCCACCUGGCUGCUGACGGCCCGGGCCCGGGGCGGGCGGCUGGGGGCGGCCCGGCGACUCGCCGUCUGCUGGUUCGCCGUCUGCGGCUUCGUCCACGGCCUGAUCGAGGGCUGGUUCAGCCUGUACCACGGGCAGCUGGUGGGGGACCAGGCCUUCCUGUCCCAGCUCUGGAAGGAGUACGCCAAGGGAGAUAGCAGGUAUGUCAGCGGUGACAACUUCACUGUGUGCAUGGAGACCAUAACUGCCUGGACCUGGGGACCCCUGAGCAUCUGGACAGUUGCUGCCUUCCUCCAGAAUAAACCGUACCGUUUUGUUCUACAACUCAUCGUCUCACUGGGCCAGCUUUACGGAGACGUGCUCUACUUCUUCACGGAAUACCGGGAGGGCUUCCAGCACGGACACCCUGGGCACCCUCUCUACUUCUGGUUCUACUUCGUUUUCCUCAACUCCCUGUGGAUCCUCAUACCCAGCACGCUGAUCCUGGACGCCUGGGCCAACCUCAGUGCCGCGCAGAGGACUGCGGACCACGACUCCCCCAGCGUCCGCCCCAAAUCCAAGAGCACGUGACUGGUGGUGGAGCCUCUUGUCUCCCUCUCCCUACCCUUUGGUCUCCUCCUGUGUCCAAACCCGGGGGUACGGUCACUGUCCCCUCUCUUGGGAGCAGGCUUGUCUUAAGGAGGCCUGAUCCCUUCUGCACUGGGUCCAGCCAUAGGGGACAUUCUGAAUUUCUUUAGCCUCCUGAAGAAGUAGAGGCGCUGGUGAGCUUGUCUGUGGCAUCUACGUGGUUGGACCAAGACAGGCUGUUGGUGAUGUUCACUCCCAGGAACUUGAAGCUCUCAACCCUCACGACCUCAGCACCAUUGAUGUGGACAGGUGCAUGUACACCGCCCCCUUUCCUGAAGUCAAUGACCAGCUCUUUAGUUUUGACAUUGAGGGAAAGGUUGUUGUAUCCCUCUAAAUCCCUCUAACAUAUCCCUAAAUGUCAACAUAUCCCUCUGAGCUGUUCCGAUCCACGUGGCUGGCCAAGUACCUUUUAAAUGUUGUCAAUGUACCUGCCUCACCCAUUGCCUCUGGCAGCUCGUUCCACAUUCAAAGUCGAGUUUACUGUCAGACGCACAAGUCCACAGCUGCAAUGAAAAACUUACUUGCAGCAUCAUCACAGGCACACAGCAUCAGAGAGGCAGCAUUCACAAGGAAAACAAAUUAAAUGAUACACAAUUUUUAGUGCAAAGUCAUGGCAGACUGCUCCCCAACAAAGGACACAAUAAAACAAAAGUCCACUGUGGUGCAAAGUGGUUUCAGUGCUGCUGCACUGAGGCAGUGAUUAGGGUUGUGCCGGUCGGUUCAAGAACCGAAUGGUUGAAGGGAAGUAGCUGUUCCUGAACCUGGUGGUGUGGGGACUUCAGGCUUCUGCACCUCCUGCCCAAUGGGAGCUGUGAGAAGACGGCACGGCCCGGAUGGUGGGGAUCUUUGAUGGAUGUCGCCUUCCUGUAGAUACUCAUGGUGGGGAGGGAUGUGCCUGUGAUGUAUUGGGGCUGAGUCCACUGCUCCCCACAGCUUCUUGCGAUCCUGCGCAACCGGUCAGGACGCUUUCAACAGCGCAUCUUGUAGAAGGAUGUUCAGUGACAAACCAAACCUCCCGAGAAAGUAAAGCGGGGAAGUGGUCCAGGCUGGGCUUGUGUCUGCCAGGGUUUGGAAGAGUAAGAGGGGACGAUUGGUGGAUAUGGAGGAUAUGGAGAGGUUGUUUCCUCUUGGGGGAGGACCUGGAGCAAGGGGGGUCGCUGGGUUACGAUGUGGCUGGGAGGGAUGCGCCUGUGAUCUGUUGGAACCCUGGGGACUGCCUGUUGCCACGGUCAAUAUUUUCCAGUAGUUUGAAUGUCCAUCGCGUCCUGCUCCUGCUUCCGUGAGAGCAGAGAAUCAGUCCUUCAUCCUUUCCUGCUGUUUUUCCCUGCCCCCUGGAUGUCAUUCUUGUAAACCUUCUCUGUGGUUCCCAGCCCAGUGAUGUGAGCGGGACAAAGUGUGGUUCAACGCGGGUUAUAACUGCAUUACCUUCCGACUUUAUCGCCGGGGAGGGGGGAAGCGACGGCAGUGGUUUAUCAAUGAGACCUUACUCCUCGCGGGGUGGGGUUCAUCGUGCAUUCCUCAAUCUUGCUCUCAGCCGACUGUCAAAGGAAAGCGCAGAUGCUGGCAAUCUGGAAUAAAAAAAAUGGGGAACACUGGGAGCGCUCAGCUGGUUGGGAGAUGGUCGUGAACCUCCUCUGGUUCAGUCAUACAGCCCAGAAACAGGCCCUUCGGCCCCAGUGUCUGUACUGACCAUCAAGAACCCACUUACACUAAUCCUGCAUUUAAUUUGUCCAACCCCACGUGCCUCACCCACGCACACUGGUUCGAUUUCCAUCAGCCGAUUCACCCACCGACCCCGCACAUUGCGUGGGCUCCAGUUUCCUCCAACAUCCCAACAAUCACAGGGAGAACGUGCACACACACUGCCGGAGGUCGGGAUCGAACCCGGGGCUGUGAGGCAGCAGCUUUACCCACUGCGUCACCGUGCUGUGGGUAUGCAUAGGCCGUUCCCUCUGGGGAUGUGUAGGGUGACUGGUUGGUCUGGCAUUUGGAGUGUAGCCAGGAAUGAAAUGGCGGGCAGAUGGGCUUUAUGGAAAUCAGUGUGAUGUUUGAAUGAUGUCAGUCUGAAUGUGUCAAAUUGUUCUGAUUUUUACCGAAUAAAUGUUGGAAAUAUGUGAAAGCUUCA
This is a messenger RNA of Pristis pectinata (smalltooth sawfish), 2887 nucleotides long. It is a transcript of the gene ebp, whose product is annotated as EBP cholestenol delta-isomerase. The record is from RefSeq and is a predicted model, not a curated record. Gene Ontology annotation, biological process: cholesterol biosynthetic process. NCBI's taxonomy places the organism in Eukaryota, Metazoa, Chordata, Chondrichthyes, Rhinopristiformes, Pristidae. The transcript has 4 exons. Gene Ontology annotation, molecular function: cholestenol delta-isomerase activity; C-8 sterol isomerase activity; steroid Delta-isomerase activity. The coding region runs from base 7 to 705 and encodes 232 amino acids. Gene Ontology annotation, cellular component: membrane; endoplasmic reticulum.